AUGGGGAAGAGGCUCAUACGCUGGCUUGUUUCCAGAUGUGUCUUCCUCCCGGACCAGGGGGCCUUCUUUGUGAACUAUGUGAUCGCCUCAGCCUUCAUCGGCAAUGGCAUGGAGCUGCUGCGGCUGCCAGGCCUCAUCCUCUACACCUUCCGCAUGGUCAUGGCCAGGACAGCUGCUGACCGCAGGAACAUCAAGCAGAACCAGGCCUACCAGUAUGAGUUUGGAGCCAUGUACGCCUGGAUGCUGUGCAUCUUCACUGUCAUCAUGGCCUAUAGCAUCACCUGCCCCGUUAUCACACCCUUCGGCCUCAUCUACAUCCUGCUCAAGCACAUGGUGGACCGGCACAAUCUCUACUUCGUCUUUCUGCCGGCAAAGUUGGAGAAGAGGUUGCAUUUCGCUGCUGUGAAUCAGGCCUUGGCUGCACCCAUCCUCUGCCUGUUCUGGCUCUUCUUCUUCUCCUUCCUGCGCCUAGGUUUGCAGGCCCCUGCCACCCUGUUCACCCUCCUGGCCGUGGUGCUCACCAUCCUGAUCUGCCUGGCCUAUACCUGCUUUGGCUACUUCCAGCAUCUCAGCCCUCUGUACUACAAGACCUCAGAAUCUGCAAGACAGGAAGGAAGCGAGGCAGAAGCCCAGGAGCCUCCACCGCUCACACCCUAUGUGCCCCAGAUCCUGAGUGGUCUGGCCUCGGAGAGGACAGGCCUAACCCUGCAGCAUCGGCAGAACUAUGGCACCAUCCACCAUGUCAGUGGGGCCCUCCCCAAGCAGGACGCUGCCCGUCACCCAGUGGAUGGCGCACUACCUCUGCAUCUCCUAUGGACUACGUGUGAAGGCGCCUUCUGUGGAGCAGAAGGGACUCAGCCCUGAUGAGGGCUGGCUGGCGUUCUAGCCACAGUAGCGGUGGACCCGUGCUUCGAGCUUUGUGGCUGGGAUGGUACCCAAGCUCUGAAGCCAAGAUCAUGUGUUAGUUCAUUCCCCAAGUUAUCCUGAGAACAAUGUGACAAGGGGAAUAUCAGGUGAACUCCUGAUAAUCCUGGCUGAUUUGACUAUGGCCUGGGCCCCAUUUCUGUGGGCUCUGGGACCUGGGUCCCCCUGAUGCAGGCAGAGGCGAUGAGGACCAUUAAUAAAGUACCUCUGUCUGAG
Molecule: messenger RNA, 1140 nt
Organism: Octodon degus (degu)
Lineage: Eukaryota; Metazoa; Chordata; Mammalia; Rodentia; Octodontidae
Gene: Tmem63a
Product: transmembrane protein 63A
Exons: 6
Coding region: 1-864 (287 amino acids)
Cellular component (GO): plasma membrane
Molecular function (GO): calcium-activated cation channel activity
Source: RefSeq, a predicted model, not a curated record